ACAGCGCUGUGACGUCAUUCCGCAUCCGGCCCUGCCUCUUCCUUUCCUCCCGGCCGCGCGCGAGGGUUUUCUGCUUAGUGCCUCGGCAGGAGCAGGGCAAGAUGCAGAACGACGCCGGGGAAUUCGUGGACCUUUAUGUCCCUCGGAAAUGCUCUGCCAGCAACCGAAUCAUUGGUGCUAAGGAUCACGCUUCCAUUCAGAUCAACAUUUCUGAGGUGGACAAGGUGACGGGCAGGGUGAAUGGCCAGUUCAAGACUUACGCCAUCUGCGGCCCCAUCCGGAGAAUGGGUGAAUCAGAUGACUCCAUUUUGCGUCUGGCAAAAAAUGAUGGAAUUGUGUCCAAGAACUUUUAACUGAAGAAACUCCGGUAUGGAACUUGUGAAAUAAACAGUUCAAAACUA
Motacilla alba alba is the source of this 401-nucleotide messenger RNA. It is a transcript of the gene RPS21, whose product is annotated as ribosomal protein S21. Lineage: Eukaryota; Metazoa; Chordata; Aves; Passeriformes; Motacillidae. The transcript has 6 exons. The record is from RefSeq and is a predicted model, not a curated record. The coding region runs from base 102 to 353 and encodes 83 amino acids. Gene Ontology annotation, biological process: translation; endonucleolytic cleavage to generate mature 3'-end of SSU-rRNA from (SSU-rRNA, 5.8S rRNA, LSU-rRNA); endonucleolytic cleavage in ITS1 to separate SSU-rRNA from 5.8S rRNA and LSU-rRNA from tricistronic rRNA transcript (SSU-rRNA, 5.8S rRNA, LSU-rRNA). Gene Ontology annotation, cellular component: ribosome; cytosolic small ribosomal subunit. Gene Ontology annotation, molecular function: structural constituent of ribosome.